Trypanosoma grayi is the source of this 387-nucleotide messenger RNA. Its product is annotated as tubulin binding cofactor A-like protein. The record is from RefSeq and is a predicted model, not a curated record. The transcript has a single exon. Gene Ontology annotation, biological process: tubulin complex assembly; post-chaperonin tubulin folding pathway. Gene Ontology annotation, molecular function: beta-tubulin binding. Bases 1 to 387 code for a protein of 128 amino acids. Gene Ontology annotation, cellular component: cytosol; microtubule cytoskeleton. NCBI's taxonomy places the organism in Eukaryota, Euglenozoa, Kinetoplastea, Trypanosomatida, Trypanosomatidae.
AUGUCUGCAGUGGAUGGCGGUGCUAGCAAUCGCUUUGCGGGACGUGCGAAACAGGUAGAGGACCCUACUACAAAGGCUCUGCGAAUCAAAGUAAGCGGCCUUAAACGCAACCUUAAGGAUCUUGAGUUCGCCAAAAAGGAGGUCGUUCGUGAAACAGAGCGCCUGGAAUCUAUCAAACAAAAUGAUCCGGAUAGAGUCAAACAACAGGAAAAUGUUCUUGGCGAAGCUCAGAUGAUGAUUCCCCAUUCAGAGAACAGGGUGCGGGCGGCGAUAAAAGAUCUAAAAGAUUUUUUACAAGAAAAUGACACAAUCAAUAGAGACGAUGAGUUGGUAGAGAGUGCACACCAAAUAUUAAAGGAGGGGAGCUCUGUAUUGUCUCAGGAGUAA